Messenger RNA from Amphibalanus amphitrite, 5707 nucleotides. Its product is annotated as actin cytoskeleton-regulatory complex protein PAN1-like. The transcript is spliced from 11 exons. Lineage: Eukaryota; Metazoa; Arthropoda; Thecostraca; Balanomorpha; Balanidae. The record is from RefSeq and is a predicted model, not a curated record. The coding region runs from base 171 to 4430 and encodes 1419 amino acids.
CGUGAGAGCCGGACCUGAGAGCGGCGCUCCAAGCGCCGGCACACCGCGGCACGGAGGACGCCGCCGGACACCGCGCAGCUGAGGGGAAGGAAUUUAGGUGAUACAAUUUCACCGUAUGCCUGCAAUUGAACAUUAAAACGGCUCCGAAGAAAGAAACAAUUUCCUCAUCGAUGGAAGAUUCUCAGCGAUGCGUGGAACUGCUCUGGACUGCCAAGACAGAGCAGGCCUAUUUACAAGUGCUGGCGGAUGAAACCCACAAACAACUGAGAAUCAGGGAUGACGUCAUCAACACUCAGGAAGAUAAACUGCAACAGAAACAUUCCACUCCGUGGGCGGCGCCCGACGAGCUGCCCGAGCUGUGUCACCAGCUGGUGCCGGCCCACGAUUUCAUCAGCGCCGCGGUCACCCGUGUGAUCGCCCGGUGUCUGACCUUGCGGAUGGCCGACUUGACCUCCGCCAAGGCCGUCGCCGCCGCCGCCGACGACGACGACAAAGGCACAGACAGCGGCGGAGUGUCGGCCGAUACUGCGCCGCCGCGGUCCGGUCCAACGGCGCAGACGCCGGGCGGCCACGGCUGUUACUCGGUGACGGCAGAGGGUCCGACAGUGUCAGCCGGUCUGAUGACGACCGAGGGGCGCCCGACACGUGACGGUGAGUCGGCAGAGGCCCCGGGGAGCUCCCAAGACGCCGCGCUGGCAGCCACCGCCGGGGUGCAGACGGAGGACACAGCCGGGCCGCCGGUUCCGCCGCUGGUCUCUGUGGAGACUCAGACAGCAGCAGACACUCUGUCGGAGCAGCUGGCGCAGAUGGCGGAGGAGAGGGAGGAGCAGGCGCGGCUGGUACAUCACCAAACCGAGCUGCUGGCGCAGCUGCACAACCAGCUGGCGCGCUCAGCUGCCGAGAACGAGCGGCUGCAGCGACACCUGCAGCUGGUGAACGCGCUGUUCGAACAGCUGCAACGCAAGGAGGCCGAGAGCGCUGCCGAGGGCGCGCAGAGCCCGCCCCGGGACGACGCUGACGAGACGGACGGAGCGGAGGAGGACGGCAACGGCGGUGGCGGCGGAGCUGACCUGGUGGAGAGGGUGGACACGGCGCACGGCCGACGAAUGGUGAUCCACGUCAGUCGCACCUACCUGCGGCUGCGAGACCUCAUCCUGGAGAAGCGCUCGCUGCUCAGCGAGAUCGACAAGCUGCGCGGCUUCAACCAGCAGCUGGAGCGCCGGCUCACCAAACAGGAGCGCCGCCUGUCGAACGUCGCCGCCGAACUGCACAGCACCUGGGGGCUGGUCACCAAGCUGAAAAUCCAGCACGCUCAGCUGCACACGGCCGAGUCAGUGCUGCGCUACGAGCUGCGCGAGAAGCGCAAACUCAUGAGCCGGCUGCGGGGCGAGCUGGAGGGCUCUCGGCAGCGGUCUGUGCUCGCCAGCCAGCUGAACGCCGAGUCGGAGCUGGAGUGGCGUGCGCUGCGCAGGGAGCUGGACCAAAGGAAGAGGGAGAGGCUGGUGAGGCAGGCCCGGAUGGACAGUGCGGAGACGGGGACCGAGCCGGCGGCCGCUGGGGAGGACGGAGAGUGCCGGCCCGGAGCCGGGCCCAUGCUGGAGCGGAGUUCCACAGACGACAGUCAGCAGGACGGGGAGUCUACAGAGUCUUUGGCCGAGCAGGAGGCAGCCGGCCUGGACACCUCCGUGGCCGAGUCCGAGUCGACCGAGUCCGAGUCGGCCGGCCGCAGGACGCCCGAGCCACAGCCGACCGACUCGGUGGACUCGGCGGCGGGCGCGGCUGGGCCGGUCGAGACCAGCUCGGAGCGGCGGCGCCGGUUGGUCAGCCUCGAGGACCAGUGCCAGCAGCUCUACACGCGGCUGGUGUCGACCACGGCCCGCCAGGUGGCGCUCAGCUCGCGGCUGGCCGAGCUGCACGCCCAGCACGGCGCCAGCGAGGCCGAGACCACGCCCGAGACGUCGGUGGCCAGCAGCGAGGACACGGCCUACGCCAGCCUGGCCGACACGCCGCCCACUCCCACCGAGGCCGAGCAGCUGCCCGCCGACCGGCCGGCCGCCGCGCCGCCGCUGGCCGCCGUGGCCGCCGUCACCGCCGUCACCGCCGAGGCCAUGCCGCCGGUGACAGUGGCGGCGCAGCGCGUGGCGGUGCAGACGGACGCCGGUCCGCGCUCGCUGUCGCCGCUGCCGGCCUCGCAGCUGGCUACCGAGACGGCGCACCGGGCCGGCGGUGACCGGGCACUCGUCUCGGCCGUGGUGGCGCUGAGAGAGACGCCGCCGGACGCGGCAGGGAGGGCGGCGGCCGGCGCGGAGGAGGAGUCUGAUACAGAGGGGCCCGACAACUCGCUGGACGAGGAUGCCGACGAGCCGGAGGAGGCGCACGACCCGGAGGGUGGCGGGGCGGCGGCCUGUGAGGACGAGGUGUCCCGCUCCACCGCCGACCUACUGGAGAAGGUCGGCCAGUUUCUGAGCCGGACGCGCCGCGGCAGCGUGCCCGGCCGGUCGGCCCCGGCGCCGCCGCCGGCCGAACCGGCCUCGUCAGACUCGGAGACGGACGAGGCGGCCGAGGCGGACCGGCUCAGCGGCACCUCGGCCGGCUGCAAGCUGAUCAGCCUGCUGCCCAGCCGGAUGGUGCACCUCCGCAGGGAGCGCGAGCAGCUCACCGAGCACAUCGCCCGCCUGCAGGCGCAAAACGAGCGCAUCGAACAGAAGCUGGCGCGGAUGCGCACCGAGCGCCGGGAGCAGCGGCGCCGCGGCCGAGAGGACAGCACGGCGAAGGAGCAUCUGGAGAGGCGGGUCCAGCAGCUGGAGCGACAGCUCAGACUGCAGCUGGCUGAGAAAUACGCCGUGACCGCACCCCCGCCUACCGAGCCUGACCGGCAGCCGUCCAGCAGCAGCAGUUCCCAGCAGGAGGGUGGGAGUCUCACCGACGCGACAGAACUGAGGGAGCCCGGAGAGCUGCUCGACAACUUCCCGGCGCUCCAGCCUACCGACCAGCCUGAUGCUGGGUCCGUAGACCUGCACCGGGCGGACGGACUGCUGGAAAACUCAUCACAGCAGGGCCCAUCCACACUUCUCAGCAGCCCUACGGCAGAGAUACCCGGUCCCGGAGCCUCGUUUAUGCUUCUGCAGCCCGAUCUUCUGCCUGCACAUCACACGCCACUAGAACAGAGCGCUUCCAUAAUUCAUCAACCCGAAGCUACCGAGAUGGCUGCCGAUUCGGAGAGGCCGACGGAACGUCAGCAGGAGGCUGGGUCCCAGGUACAGGAGGAUGAAGCCACUCCUCAGACUCAGCCGAGUCCUUCUCAGGUCAACAUUACAUCCCAAAGUCAUUCCGAUAGGGAAGCUCAGGUAGUCGUGUGUGAAGAAACAGUUCUCCGCGAGUUACGAACUGAUACUGCCAGUCAGAGCUGUGACUCAACAGAGCCCCGCCGGGGACGAGAUGACGUCGCCACACAGACUGAUGACGUAGUUCAACCAGUCGCCAUCACCGCUUGUAUCAGUACGGUCACCGAGAGCAUCGUCACGUCACCGGUCACACUCGACUCUCAGACGACCACGGGAUCUGGGCCGCGUCUGCCGCCCGCUGGGGACUCGACCACCGAGACAGAGCCCGAGCCGCGUCUGCCGCCCGCUGGGAGCCCUGUCACCGAGACAGAGCCUGCGCCGGCCGCCGGGGACUCGACCACCGAGCCUGAGCCGGCCGCUGGGGACUCGACAGACCGUCAGUCGCCUGAGGGCCUCCCAGGACCCGCGGUGGGCGACGCUGACAGUCCCCCUAUGGCGGGCAGUGCUGGCCACCGACCGCCGAACCAGCCGCUGGCCCAGCUUCACAAACAGCUGGCAGACGCCAGGGGACAGCUGCGCUCCGUCCAGGACGACUGCCGCCGGGCCAGGCAUGCGCUACAGCAGAUGCGUGCACCCUCGGAGUACGGAGGUGCCGCUGAAGUGGCGAAUGCCUCUGGUCAGGAAGCAGCAGCAGUUUGCCAGAGCGGCUCGGCGGCCUCUACCGCUGUCAUCGCCCAGAAUAGCUGUCUGUGUUCCACACCGCGCGUCACCUACGGCGAGUUCAGACGACGUCUAAGUGAACGACUACACAACCGUCCUGCCGCAACGCGCACAAUUCGUCAGAAGUCUGGCUCUAUCUUCAAGCGGUCCGUCAAGUGCUACAUGUGCCAGAGCGCCCUGCGACCGCUGCUGGCUCGGCGAGUCACCUGCCGCGCCUGUGGCCAGCUCUUCUGCCGACGGUGCGCGUGCCUGGCCGUCCGCCUGCCCGCCACCGGGGAAAUGCGGUUUUGCGUUCACUGUUUCUACGACUUAUCGGCAAGCAUGGCUUCGCUACAUCCCGACACGACUAAUCACGAAACGUCCGGGACAACGGGCGGCGAGUCUGUCGAUAACGAGGGCGGCCGAGCCGGCGGCCAGCGCACCUGACGUUCGACAGACACCUUCGGACCCCGGGCCCGCUUCUUUUGAAUAAUUUCGAGCGUCAGUCACGAGACGCACGGCUGGCGGUAACUAUGUGCCGCUCUGCUAACUGCCGUGACAGCAGGCCGCUGUGACCCACCUACCGGUGGAUUGGUGUCCAGAUUGAUAGCCUACCAGCUCAUAUCGCUCCCAACUGCCAGCGCCACUGCCCCAACUCGUGGUGUUUCUCAGAGGAAACUGGCGAGUGGAGAUCAUCACAAACAGUUGAUACAAAGCCGCUAAAGCGAAACUGUAUGUAGAUACGCCGCGAGGUCCUCAAUGUUUGCUAGCAAAUUAGCCAAAGGGAACGGCUCCUUCAACAUGCAUGCAUAAGAGAUCAUUUAUGGAAUUACGAGACCAUCCUUUACUGGUAGAUCCGCCACGACAAAACAGCUGACCUUUAUGUAGGUACGGGGACCCGCAGUUGCUUCUGUACACGACCCCAACUCUAGCCGUCUGUCCUGUCCAGUAACAACCGAUAACAUUGAUAUCGACUGCUGGUCCCUGUACAAGAGCAGCUGAGGUUUCCUGUGAGUGCCCUCUGACAGUUUAUCGUUGUUUCCUGUGAGGGUGCUGGGACAAUUUACUCAGGGUCGCUGUACAGUAGCAACUGCGGGUCCCCGUACAGUCGUAACUUAAUCAAAUACCGUCUGGUCGGCAGUCACGUUCAGCCCAGUUAUAAUCAGAGUCUCUAAAGCGUUACUUUAAACUAGACUUACGAUUGCCAGAAAAGGUACUUCUGCCUACUUCAUCUAUCUCAGACGCUUGUCUUCAUAGCUGGCACGGAUCCAGAGAACAGUUUUAAUCAUCGUUUUUACUGGCAAGCAUAUCACAUACAGAGCUUUCGUUGCCAUUUUUGAGCGUUCUUACAGAAGCAGUCAUAGGUCAAAGCGUGCUUACUUCAGUGGGCUUCUUGAAGGCCAUUGUCAAUGAAGCGUCACGCAGAAAGUCGCGCCCCGAUGAGAUGUCUGUCGUAUCUAGCGUAUAGUGUAUCGCGUGAGGGUGGUUUGGAGCACCCGAUUUGUGUUCAGCCGUGGCGUACUGUGCUUUACAACAGCUCGUGUAACAGUGCACUCGUGUCAUUUUGUGCUGUGGGUUGACAUCGAGCACACUGUUAUCGUAUCCACUAUUUCUACGUCGGAGAGUUUAGUCUGUACUAAAUCCUGUCACCCAUUGUUCGCAGUGCAACGUGUAUUUCCCCGUGUAUUGUUUUGCAAUAAAUAAAAAAUGCAUUUUGUUGUGCA